Hipposideros armiger (great roundleaf bat) is the source of this 3365-nucleotide messenger RNA. It is a transcript of the gene AGK, whose product is annotated as acylglycerol kinase. NCBI's taxonomy places the organism in Eukaryota, Metazoa, Chordata, Mammalia, Chiroptera, Hipposideridae. The record is from RefSeq and is a predicted model, not a curated record. Gene Ontology annotation, molecular function: ceramide kinase activity; ATP-dependent diacylglycerol kinase activity; acylglycerol kinase activity. Gene Ontology annotation, cellular component: cytoplasm; mitochondrion; membrane. Bases 1156 to 2421 code for a protein of 421 amino acids. The transcript is spliced from 16 exons. Gene Ontology annotation, biological process: sphingosine biosynthetic process; phosphorylation; ceramide biosynthetic process.
UUCAUUUGUGACAAAAAGUGAAUUCCACUGGGUCAUUUCAAUCCCAAAUCCGUUGUCUUUUACCCAGACAAUUGCUCCGAGCUUCAGACUGCUAAAUCCAGACAUUCACUGACCAUUUCCAUGUGGAUGCCCUUCAAGCAUCCCAAACUUGGUACCUCCUAAACUGCACUACCUUUUCCCACCAACCUACACUCCAAAUCCAAUGAUUGAAAUCAUUAUCCCAUCAGUUGUCCAAGUACAACCUGGCUUGGUUCCUCCUCUCUCACCGUCUACAAGUGCUGCCAAAUUCUAAUUUAUAAAGAACUCCCAAAUCCAUCCUCCAUCUCUGUUGCUCCUUUCUUCCUAGAGAUUAUGGUAAUAACUUCCUACUGGCUCUUUUUAGCUCUAAGCUCUGCUUCAGUCCAUUUUUCCAUUCUGUUACCACGUGAUCUCUCUACAGUUCAAAUCUAAUCAUGUCCCUCACUUGCUAAACCCCUUCAAGGUUUUCAUCACCUUCAACAUAAUAUCCGAAGUCCGUUUGCAUGGAUUCAAGGUCCUUCUUGAUCUUUUUUGAACUCCCCCUACGUUCCCCCAACCUUUCUCUCCAAAACGCUGUUUCUCAAAGUGUAGUGUGAUGCCUACCUUCAUUGGAAGCAUGGGAAUACUUGCUAAUCAUGCAAAUGAGAGCCCAGCCAGAUCAAAUCAGAAUCGUGGGAUUAAUGCUCAAGAUUCUGCAUUUUACACAACUUUUACCCUAGCUUUUGUGAGGCCUUGCUCUAGAUACUCUCCCGUAUUUACCCUGUUCUUUAUACCUGAUUAUCUACCUGUGUUUUCCUGAACACUCUGGUAUUUUUAUGCCUCUAUACACAUCAGUCUCUUAACUCCUUCUUUAACUCCUCCUGAUUCUUCAAGACUGUAACUGUCAUGCCUUCUGGGACGACUUCCUUGACCCUGCACCAUCUGUGUCACCUCCAGUCUACGUGAGGUCAUUCUUGUGGGCUCUCAGAGCUAGUGGCUUACCCCUCAACGUUCCUCCCACUGGAUUGCAGCCGUAAAUCGUAUAAUUGUGUUGUCCUUGUGGGUUUAACAGCUGUGACCACUUGAAAAUAGAGACUUGUGCUUCCCUGCCUAGCCCCCAACACAGAGCCUAGCAGCCUCGCAAAUCCCUAGGAGAAGAUGACGGUGUUCUUUAAAACACUUCGGAAUCAUUGGAAGAAAACUACAGCUGGAAUCUGCCUGAUGUCAUGGGGAGGCCAUUGGCUCUAUGAAAAACACUGUGAUAACCUGCUAAGGAGAGCGGCCUGUCAAGAAGCUCAGGUGUUUGGCAACCAACUCAUCCCUCCCAAUGCACAAGUGAAGAAGGCCACCGUCUUCCUCAACCCCGCAGCUUGCAAAGGCAAAGCAAGGACUCUAUUUGAAAAAAAUGCUGCUCCGAUUUUACACUUAUCUGGCAUGGAUGUGACUAUCGUUAAGACAGAUUAUGAGGGCCAAGCCAAGAAGCUCUUGGAACUGAUGGAGAACACAGACGUCAUCAUUGUUGCUGGAGGAGAUGGGACUUUGCAGGAGGUUAUUACUGGACUUCUUCGAAGAGCCGAUGAGGCGACCUUCAGUAAGAUUCCCAUUGGAUUUAUCCCACUGGGACAGACCAGUAGUUUGAGUCAUACCCUGUUUACCGGAAGUGGAAACAAAGUCCAACACAUUACAGAUGCUACACUUGCCAUUGUGAAAGGAGAGACAGUUCCACUUGAUGUCUUGCAGAUCAAGGGUGAAAAGGAACAACCUGUGUUUGCAAUGACUGGCCUUCGAUGGGGAUCCUUCCGAGAUGCUGGCGUCAGAGUUAGCAAGUACUGGUAUCUUGGGCCUCUCAAAACCAAAGCAGCUCACUUUUUCAGCACUCUUAAGGAGUGGCCUCAGACUCACCAAGCCUCUAUCUCAUACACGGGACCCACGGAGAGGCCUCCCAGCGGAGUGGAAGCGGCCCCUCCACGGCCCUCUUUGUACAGGAGAAUAUUACGGAGGCUCGCGGCAUUCUGGGCGCGACCGCAGGACGCCCUUUCCCAAGAGGUGAGCCCGGAGGUCUGGAGAGACAUGCAGCUGUCCACCAUUGAGCUGUCCAUCACCACACGAAACGGUCAGCUUGACCUGACGAGCACAGAAGACUUUAUGAACAUCUGCAUUGAACCCGACACUGUCAGCAAAGGAGACUUCAUCAUUAUAGGAAGUAAGAAGGUUCGAGAGCCCGCGCUGCAUGCUGACGGCACCGAGUGUCUCCAAGCCAGCCAGUGCACGCUGCUGCUUCCUGAGGGCACAGAGGGCUCCUUUAGCAUUGACAGUGAGGAGUACGAAGCGAUGCCCGUGGAGGUGAAGCUGCUCCCCAGGAAACUGCAGUUCUUCUGCGAUCCUAGGAAGAGAGAGGAGAUGAUGCAGAGCGCAGCCCCGUGAGCGGACAGGAGGAGGAGAACAGCGCUCUGAGACUGCACCUUAGGCCCCCGGUGGGGCCAAAGGGACCAAAUGCCUCGCCUGUCCCCAGCGUCAUCAGCGGAUCCCAAGGGCCUCUUCAUGGCAAGUACCUCUGCCCUUGUCUCGCAGUGCUUCCCAAAGUGUACUCGGUGCCACCCGCUUCCCGUUAGCGCAUGUUUUGACGUCUGUGUGAGUCGAUCCCGCCUAAAUGCAGAUUUUCUUCAGGCUAGUUCAAGAAAGUUCUCACCCUCAGUAGUGGGAACAGGGCUAGGCCUUGUUCUCUGCCCAAAGUGCAAGCACAGGAGACGCCAAGGAUUCCGGGAAGCGCGAGGCUCCCCGAUGGUGCUCAUGCUUUGUGAGCUCUGAUUACUUAGCUUGUUUCCGUCUGCUCCUCAAUCCAGAAACAUAGGUGAGGUGUUUCCCUCCUCAGCCGUAGCUGAAACACUGUAGUUUACUAGUUUUUUGUUUUUUUUUUAAAGUAAUGCUUCUUAAAUGUUGGUUUGCAUGAGAAUCAUCUGGGGUGCACAUGAAAAUUUAGUUACUGGGGGCCCAGCCUAAUUAACUCAAUCGGGAUGGAGCCUAGGAAUCUGUAUUUCUUUAAAGAGCAGCCGCCCUCCUGAGGUGACUCUACAGCCUUCCUCGGACGCAGAGUUGUAAAGCAGCGGUCCACACACUAUCGGCUCACAUACUUCCUAAAAGUAGUCUGGAAAAUCAUGUUUCCACUCACACUUGUAAGGUGACAUCUAACAUUUGUCAUAGGAAGUUCGAGUUGCCAAAGUAUGUACUUUUCUGUUGUCCUGUAAAUAUUGAUAUUUUAAAAUAAAACUGUUACUUCACUCUUUUAAACAUAUUCAGUGUAAAUUAAAUACAUAGCAAUCUGACACUCAUCCAUUUACAAAAAUAAAUAAGUUCUUUAGUAGAUGAAA